AUGGAGGGAAUACACCAUGGUGGAGGUUACGGGGGAGGCCGGCCAUUACAAUCCACAGCCUUCCCAGAUAUGGACCCUCAUAUGAUGUCAGAGGAAUUCUCUUUCGAUUCACCUUUCAGUGCUUCCAACAGUUCGACUGCACAGGAUACAAUGCUCGAUGACUCGAUCUUUCCGGAGUGGAAAAGCGGUGCCCCGCGCGGUGGCGAUAACCCCGAUGAGAUGCAGCGGCAAGACCCCUUGGCUGCUCAGAUUUGGCGGCUGUACACCAAGACGAGAGCCAACUUGCCCAAUCAGGAACGAAUGGAGAACUUGACCUGGCGAAUGAUGGCCAUGAACUUGAAGCGCAAGGAGCGGGAACAGCAGCAGCUUGCUCGAUCGUCGCAAACCAAUCAGAAUAACGCCAGUCCCACCCCGAGCGGGAUUGCGCAGUUGCAUCUGUCCGACCAGGCUUCGACAGCAGACUCGAACCCCAGCAUGAACCUCGAUGCGACACCCGACCCAAUGAACUUGGAUGACUUCAUCGUUCCCUUUGAUUCCCCCGCCGAUUAUUCAUCCCAUCACGCCGCUGCCGACCGCCAGUUCACCGCGACACCCACUGCUUCGAUCCCGAUUAAAUCGCGCAAGGACCAGCCAACGGCCGAUAACGCCGCUGCAGCGUCGUUUCCAAACCCCCCACAGGAGCAGCGCAAGAACGGCGAGUUCGGUUAUGUCGCUCGUCGAGUCCGAAAAACGAGUGUUGAUGAGCGUCAGUUUUUCGCUGGCCUCUCAGUACCUGGACGAAAACGCCCAGCAGAGUCGUCGCCGCAUGUGCCCCCGGUUUCCAACUCCAUGUUAGCACAUCAUUCCGACUUGUCGGCUGGCGGGCUGCCGGAUUAUUCCCUCGAUCAUUCAUCGAUCCCAGGCUUUGCCAUCCCUGCGAACGGCAUCGGCCAUCGAGGCCCCCAUCAUCACCAUCACACUGUGUCGUCCGGUGGCUUGCCGUACGGUCUGGAUACAUUCGGUGGCGGUGAUGAGAGCGCCCUCAGUUCCGCUGGCCCUUACCAGCAGCACUUCACAUUCUCUCCUUCCGACUCUCCGAUGACUGCCGGUAACCCCUUCUCCAACCUGUAUGCGCAAACCCCACUAGCCUCUUCUCUUAACUCCACCGAGUUCUUCUCCCCUCCGCCAUCCGGAUAUCAGUCUGCCGUGUCGACCCCUCAACCAAUCUAUGAAGGAGAGCAAUCCGUAUUUUUCAACGAUAACUCGACUGGUGACUCUCACAACUCACGCCGUAUUCCUGCUUAUUUACAGCAGCGGUCUUCUAACUUGUCGGCGUCGCUCCAACCGCGUCAGAUGUAUAACACCACCAAUGGUGAAUACCAGUCACCUGUGACGGGACCGCCAACAAACAUGGGGUUCUCAAUCCCACAGCAGCAUGUUGAUCCCACCCACGUGCUGGGAGGCCAUGGCGAAUAUUCGUCCACGGCGCCUGCCACCAACAGCAUGUUUACAUUUGGCGGCGAUUCGGAUAACGAGGAUGACGACGGUCAGACCUUUGAACGCGGAGGUAUUGCGAUGCCUCACGACUUCUCAUCGAUGGACGAAACCGGUGAUAUGAACCCUGGUCUAGGGUGGGAUGCUGGUUACUCUGGCUCCGUUCAGUCUCUGCCAGGUUUCAAUGGCCAGCAUCGUAAGCACGUCACCAUCGGGUCUACUGACAUGAUGGAAAGCCCGACCGACUGGCACUACAAUGGGGGCCUCGGCCGUACACAUGGAUCUGCCGCCUCUGUCAGUGAAGUUCGCAACCGAGAGAAUGAUCCUCGUCGUCAGCAGAAGAUUCCACGCACAGCUUCAACCCCUAACGCCCCAGGGCUCUUGCGACAGAGUAUGAAUGGUACCAUGAGCGGGCCUCCAACAAACCACCCAUCUCCAAACACUCCACCUGAGUCUGGUCUCAGCAGCGCCGUUCCAUCCCGACCGGCUAGUCCCGGUGGAUCUAAAAACGGGGACCCGAAUAGCGGCCCAACCACCUGCACCAACUGUUUCACUUCUACUACCCCUCUGUGGCGUCGUAACCCUGAGGGUCAGCCACUAUGCAAUGCCUGUGGUUUGUUCCUCAAACUUCACGGUGUCGUUCGUCCAUUGUCACUUAAAACCGACGUCAUCAAGAAGCGUAACCGCGGCAGUGCUAGCAGUUUAGCAGUCGGCACCUCUCGUUCCUCCAAGAAGUCUUCCCGCAAGAAUUCCAUCGCACAGACUCCCAUCAGUACGAUAUCCCGUGCCGCUGCCAACAGCAUGUCUGAGUCCCCGCCCGCUAUCACCGGAUCCAGUGGCUCUGGGAAACCUGGCGUAGUACCUAUUGCUGCCGCUCCUCCCAAGGCUGGACCCCCAGCUGGAGUAGCUCAGGCUCGUGCAGGUGUGCAGGUGGCUCCUAGACGGCAGCGCCGUAUUGAGAAGGCACCUGGUGGAUUUGAACAAGAUGGAGACGACAGUCCCAAGGCAAACGCGCCUGCUAGUCGAUCCAAGGUUGUUCCAUUAGCACCGGCUAUGCCUCCGGCAGCUGCAAACCCUGCCAACCACAGUAUUGCGGGAGGACAAGGUGCCAGCCAAGAAUGGGAAUGGCUCACAAUGAGUCUGUAG
Messenger RNA from Penicillium angulare, 2619 nucleotides. RefSeq lists its product as uncharacterized. Lineage: Eukaryota; Fungi; Ascomycota; Eurotiomycetes; Eurotiales; Aspergillaceae. The record is from RefSeq and is a predicted model, not a curated record. The transcript has 2 exons. Gene Ontology annotation, cellular component: nucleus. Gene Ontology annotation, biological process: positive regulation of transcription by RNA polymerase II; negative regulation of transcription by RNA polymerase II; nitrate assimilation. The coding region runs from base 1 to 2619 and encodes 872 amino acids. Gene Ontology annotation, molecular function: DNA-binding transcription factor activity, RNA polymerase II-specific; RNA polymerase II cis-regulatory region sequence-specific DNA binding; zinc ion binding.